AUGUACAGUUUCACAUUCACGCAAUUUAUGGAUGUUGUCCUGAACGUCGAUAAUCCAGACGAUUUUACUAAUACUUUAUACACGAUGUUGGCUAUAUUCGCUGCGUGUUACAAAAUACUCAAUCUGUGGGUAAAUCACGAGAGUUUCGCGGAGUUAAUUCAAAAUCUUACGGAAGGAACGUUUAAACCAUUAGUACCUGUUGAAGUCGAAAUUCGACGAAAAUUCGACAAAAUGAUACAGAAUAUCGCAAUGUGUUAUGUUAUUUUGAUUAUGCUCACUUGCGCAAGCCACUUCGUGGUAUCAUUACUAACGAGUUUCAAAAAAAGGCAAUUAAUACUUAGAGGAUGGAUACCAUAUAAUUACUCGUCGUUCAUGCUAUUUUGUCUCACAUAUACUCAUCAAUACGUAGGCGUGAUAUCCGCAUCUCUUGUUAAUGUUGCUUGUGACAGUCUCAUUGUUGGUCUGUUAUUGCAUCUGUGCUGUCAAAUUACGAUCUUACAAUAUCGUUUUAAAGGUUUUAUAACUGGCCAGAAUACUCUGGAUCAUUGUAUACGCCAACAUCGUCACAUAAUCAAUUUCGCAUACGCAACUAAUGAGAGAUUCACGAGAAUCAUCGCGUUUCAAUUUGUAGCAAGUACAUUCGUUGUCUGCUCGAACUUGUAUCAAUUAAGUAGAACAAAAUUAAUAGUAGAUUUCAUUAUUCUUUUUGCAUACACAAUUUGUGUACUUGUACAAAUUUUUAUUUAUUGCUGGUUUGGAAAUAAACUCAAACUGAUGAGCCUUCAACUGGUCGAUAGUAUUUUCGAAAUAGAGUGGAUAGCAUUGGACCAUAAAACUAAAAAGAGCCUUUUGAUAAUUAUGAUUCGCGCAAUGAAACCUAUUGAAUUUCACAGCGCACACAUUUUUAACAUGAAUUUAGAUUCUUUUGCAGCGUUGCUUAAAACAUCAUAUUCUGCUUACAAUUUGCUAAUCCAAAUACAGGAACAACAGUAUAAAGGCAAGUAA
Messenger RNA from Mycetomoellerius zeteki, 1005 nucleotides. RefSeq names its product odorant receptor 49b-like. The record is from RefSeq and is a predicted model, not a curated record. The coding region runs from base 1 to 1005 and encodes 334 amino acids. The transcript has 5 exons. Gene Ontology annotation, biological process: detection of chemical stimulus involved in sensory perception of smell; sensory perception of smell. Gene Ontology annotation, molecular function: olfactory receptor activity; odorant binding. Gene Ontology annotation, cellular component: plasma membrane. Lineage: Eukaryota; Metazoa; Arthropoda; Insecta; Hymenoptera; Formicidae.